Molecule: messenger RNA, 10485 nt
Organism: Coregonus sp. 'balchen'
Lineage: Eukaryota; Metazoa; Chordata; Actinopteri; Salmoniformes; Salmonidae
Source: the annotation of a GenBank genome assembly
AUGUGUAAGAUGGAAAAUGGUUGAAAAAUGUAUCUAUCCUGUCAUUUCCUAAAAAUAUAUACUCUUACCUUUCGUUUGGCACCCAAUUUGAUAUUCUCCUAUGAACUUCACAUGUUGGUGCUCAUGGAUCCUUUUACAUGUAAAUGACCCCAAUUCACAUCCUAUAGCAUACCAUGCAUGUACUCAAAACGCCACCAAAUGAGGACAAUCAUGAAUAAUGAAAUCAUUCUUAAGCAUAACCCUGUGUCUUCUUUUGUGUAUUUUAGUGCUUGCAGAGCUGCCUGUACCUCAGAACGUGAUUCUGCGCACCCUGAACACACAGUACCUACUGAUAUGGGACUGGGACCAGACGACCACAGGCAACACUGUUACCUUCACUGCAGAGUACAUGGCGUAAGUAACCACACACACUCCCACAAUAUCACACUCUUAGACACACCCUCCACAUGUCACAUUAUAAUGCAUCUCACAUGAUACACCCAAACCGUGGCUGGUCUAAUAUUUCUUGCACUACAAUAUGAGUAUCAUGAUCUGGUAUUUGGCCAAGACUGCCUCUCAUCAGUAGCAGGUAGCCUAGGAGUUAAGAACAUUGGGCCAGUAACCAAAAGGUUGCUGGUUCAAAUACCUGAGUCGACUAGGUGAAAAAUCUGUCGAUGCCCUAGAGCAAGGCACUCAACCCUAAUGGAUAAGAAUGUCUGCUAAAUGACUAAAAUGUCAAUGUAUAUCAGUGACCCUCUCUCGCCCCAAUAGGAAGUACAAGAUGCAGAGGAAGAAGAAGAACUGGAGCCGUGUGUGCGAGAGGACCACAGAUACCCACUGUAACUUCACAGGCUCUGAUCUGCACUACUUUGGCAUGUAUGUGCUCAGGGUCCGAGCCAGUGCAGACGGACUCAACUCAGACUGGGUCCUCAAAGACUUCUGCCCUGAUAAAGAUGGUGAGAGAGAGGCAAGGGGGAAGACACAGACUUGGGCACCGAUUUAAAAACGCAAACGAAAGAGAUGUAAAUGAUAAGAUAACAAAAGAAUAAACACAGUUGCAAAAAGGCAGUCACGUAUCUGAGCACAACCACACACCAACAUACGUAGAUAGACACCCUAACACACAACUAGCACAGGUAGACAUCUAUCGAUCACCAAUAAUCAUUCUCUGGAGUUGGCUCGGCUGUAUUCUGACCAUUGAUGAUUAUUCAUGGUCAUAUCUGUUCUUCCCCCUGUCUAGCUGUUUUGGGCCCACCGUCCAGGGUGGAGCUGGCUCCUGUGGGGAACCUGCUAGACGUGACCAUCUCUGACCCCCUGACCAGCACCCAGGGCUCCAUGAAGGAACACGUCCUCUCCCUGUACUACCACAUCCUGUACUGGAGCCACUCCGAUGACCCUCAGGUACUUUCUUUUCUUACUAGCACUGACUUUUCUGAUAGCUACUUUAUUGGUGGAAAAUGUACUGUGACUGUGAUAUGUGGUGGCUCACCUAGCUACCUUAAGAUGGAUGCACUAACUGUAAGUCACUCUGGAUAAGAGCAUCUACUAAAUGACAAAAAUGUAUAUGUUACUUUUUUUGGUUUCUAGCUGAAUCUAUAAUCAGGACAGAUUAAUUAUUAUUUGGAACAACUAGACAUCCUCAGAGAGAAGUUUAAAAUGUACAGACCUUUUAGUUUCUCCAGUUCACACUUCCCUUUUUCUAUGGUCCCUUAAGACACCUGGGCCUCCCCUCAGUAACCCUGUGACUGCUAUAAAACCCCACACACCAGAAGCCAUAACAACAUGUAACACUCUAAACCGCAACCUUAAAAAGAACGCACCUGUGUUCUUACUGUGGUUUUCUAUGUAACACAAUAAUGAAUAAUACCCCUUUCAGAAGUAUGGAAUGUGGCGCCUUGAAUGCUCCUCGGCUACGGCAUGUUUGUUUGACUGAAAGGGUACACUACAGCUUUUUAAAUGCCGCAACGAAACCUUUUCUGGUGAUAGUUUUGAAGCGCCACUGAACAGGCAUUUAACUUGUCUGUUAAGGAAUGCCGCUUCUGAAGCAGGACUAACAUCCAUCACUAGGCAACCAGAACUGUCAAUCAAAUGAUCUUGCGCUGCCUGCCUGCUGCAUGCGCGCAGACCACUCGCUCCUAACGCCUUGAUCACACCGAUAGCGUCAUUGCGCAAAAUAGUACGCAGCAUUAUCUGGAUAUGUGUGCAACAAAAAUUAAACAAUCACCUUCUGCUACCGUUUCUGUCAGGCCGUCUACGCGUACAGUUUGACGCAUACGUUAGAUAAAUCCAAAGUAUGCACCACACAGAACGCACUGCAACUGCCUCUGCAACGCAAUGCUUCAAGGCAAACGCAGCGUUCCAUUGGAAAUGAAUGUACUUCUGGUGUACCAAAAUGCAAUGACGCUGUCAGUGUGAUCGAGGCAUAAGAAAAGUACUUUGAAGUUCAUAAAAUACAAUGACUUACCAAUGACUUACCAAUAAAAAAACAGCAGAAUAACAACACAACAGCACAUCAAUCUGCAACGUUUAUUGUUGUAAGGGAAACAAUACCGAACAUUCUAUGCUGGAGCAGACUUCUACUGUCUGAAAGGUACAGAGGCUUCUGAUGCGGCAUAAAAAAAAAAAAAAUUGUCUGAAAGGUUAUCAAUUGUCACUAUCGACCCGUUACUGUAGCGGCGUCCUAUGUAAGGGGUUUAAGUCAAGGGGUAUGAAUACUUUCUGAAUGCACUGUAAUUGUGUGACGGUGGGGAUGCAGGGUUGUUCCAAAUGAAACAACUACAAGUGUGCUUGCUCUAAUUCCAGCUAGACAAGCUCAAAAAAGGACCUUAUAGUUGAAGCCUCUUCUUUGAAUCAUAAAAGUGCAUUGAAAUUGCUUAGGGACUGUGCACUUUGGAGAGGUGUGUGUGUGUGUGGCACUUGGAGACACCAGUUAGACCUCUCACUCAAACCCUUAUAAUUAGUUUUUCUUAUGUUGCACCUACCUCACAUGUUCCAGGAAUAUUCUUAUAAUGUUACUGAAUGUAUCCAGAGUAUUUUUAGAUGUAGUUAUCAACAAAUGCGGCAAAAAUUACAAUAAAUGUAAAAUGCACAUAAAAUCAAGUGUAAUGGGCUCCCGAGUGGCACAGUGGUCUAAGGUACUGCAUUGCAGUGCUUGAGGCGUCACUACCGACCCAGGUUCGUUCCCGGGCUGUGUCACAACCGGCCGUGACCGGGAGUCCCAUUGGGUGGCGCACAAUUGGCCCAGCGUCGUCCGGGUUAGGGGAGGGUUUGGCCGGGGGGGCUUUACUUGGCUCAUUGCGCUCUAGCGACUCCUUGUGGCGGGCCGGGCGCCUGCAGGCUGACUUCGAUCAUCAGUUGAAUGGUGUUUCCUCCGACACAUUGGUGCGGCUGGCUUCCGGGUUAAGUGGGCGGGUGUUAAGAAGCGCCGUUUGGCGGGUCAUGUUUCGGAGGACACAUGACUCGACCUUCGCCUCUCCCGAGCCCGUUGGGGAGUUGCAGCGAUAAGACAAGAUCUCAAUUGGAUAUCACGAAAUUGGGGAGAAAAAGGGGGUAAAAAAUUAUAAAUAAAUAUAAAGUGUAAUGUUAGGAUUCAGUCUUGUCAGGUGAACUGUUGUGUAACUCACCUUUUGGUCUAAUAAUAACUGUUCCCUUUAAAUGGCUACCAUGGUUAUGCAUACAGUGAGGGAAAAAAGUAUUUGUACGUUUGCCCACUGACAAAGAAAUUAUCAGUCUAUAAUUUUAAUGGUAGGUUUAUUUGAACAGUGAGAGGCAGAAUAACAACAAAAAAAUCCAGAAAAACGCAUGUCAAAAAUUGAUUAGCAUUUUAAUGAGGGAAAUAAGUAUUUUACCCCCUCUCAAUCAGAAAGAUUUCUGGCUCCCAGGUGUCUUUUAUACAGGCAACAAGCUGAGAUUAGGAGCACAAUCUUAAAGGGAGUGCUCCUAAUCUCAGCUUGUUACCUGUAUAAAAGACACCUGUCCACAGAAGCAAUCAAUCAGAUUCCAAACUCUCCACCAUGGCCAAGACCAAAGAGCUUUCCAAGGAUGUCAGGGACAAGAUUGUAGACCUACACAAGGCAGGAAUGGGCUACAAGACCAUCGCCAAGCAGCUUGGUGAGAAGGUGACAACAGUUGGUGCGAUUAUUCGCAAAUGGAAGAAACACAAAAUAACUGUCAAUCUCCCUCGGCCUGGGGCUCCAUGCAAGAUCUCACCUCGUGGAGUUGCAAUGAUCAUGAGAACGGUGAGGAAUCAGCCCAGAACUACACGGGAGGAUCUUGUCAAUGAUCUCAAGGCAUCUGGGACCAUAGUCACCAAGAAAACAAUUGGUAACACACUACGCCGUGAAAGACUGAAAUCCUGCAGCGCCCGCAAGGUCCCCCAGCUCAAGAAAGCACAUAUACAGGGCCGUCUGAAGUUUGCCAAUGAACAUCUGAAUGAUUCAGAGGAGAACUGGGUGGAAGUGUUGUGGUCAGAUGAGACCAAAAUCAAGCUCUUUGGCACCAACUCAACUCGCUAUGUUUGGAGGAGGAGGAAUGCUGCCUAUGACCCCAAGAACACCAUCCCCACCGUCAAACAUGGAGGUGGAAACAUUAUGCUUUGGGGGUGUUUUUCUGCUAAGGGGACAGGACAACUUCACCGCAUCAAAGGGACGAUAGACGGGGCCAUGUACCGUCAAAUCUUGGGUGAGAACCUCCUUCCCUCAGCCAGGGCAUUGAACAUGGGUCGUUGAUGGGUAUUCCAGCAUGACAAUGACCCAAAACACACGGCCAAGGCAACAAAGGAGUGGCUCAAGAAGAAGCACAUUAAGGUCCUGGAGUGGCCUAGCCAGUCUCCAGACCUUAAUCCCAUAGAAAAUCUGUGGAGGGAGCUGAAGGUUCGAGUUGCCAAACGUCAGCCUCGAAACCUUAAUGACUUGGAGAAGAUCUGCAAAGAGGAGUGGGACAAAAUCCCUCCUGAGAUGUGUGCAAACCUGGUGGCAAACUACAAGAAACGUCUGACCUCUGUGAUUGCCAACAAGGGUUUUGCCACCAAGUACUAAGUCAUGUUUUGCAGAGGGGUCAAAUACUUAUUUCCCUCAUUAAAAAUCUAAUCAAUUUAUAACAUUUUUGACAUGUGUUUUUCUGGAUUUAUUUGUUGUUAUUCUGUCUCUUACUGUUUAAAUUAACCUACCAUUAAAAUUAUAGACUGAUCAUGUCUUUGUCAGUGGGCAAACGUACAAAAUCAGCAGGGGAUCAAAUACUUUAUUCCCUCACUGUAUACUUUUCAUAUUUUUUACAUUUACAUCAUUUAGCAGACGCUCUUAUCCAGAGCGACUUACAAAUUGGUGCAUUCAACUUAUGAUAGCCAGUGGAACAACCACUUUUUUUUUUUUUUUUAUUGGUGUGGGAAGAAGGAUUACUUAAUACUAUUCCAGGUAUUCCUUAAAGAGGUAGGGUUUCAAGUGUCUCCGGAAGGUGGUCAGUGACUCCGCUGUCCUGGCGUCGUGGGGGAGCUUGUUCCACCAUUGGGGUGCCAGAGCAGCAAAUAGCUUUGACUGGGCUGAGCGGGAACUGUGCUUCCGUAGAGGUAGGGGAGCUAGCAGGCCAGAGGUGGAUGAACGUAGUGCCCUCGUUUGGGUGAAGGGUCUGAUCAGAGCCUGAAGGUAAGGAGGUGCCGUUCCCCUCACAGCUCCGUAGGCAAGCACCAUGGUCUUGUAGCAGAUGCGAGCCUCAACUGGAAGCCAGUGGAGUGUGCGGAGGAGCAAGGUGACAUGAUAGAACUUGGGAAGGUUGAACACCAGACGGGCUGCGGCGUUCUGGAUAAGUUGUAGGGGUUUAAUGGCAGGGAGCCCAGCCAACAGCGAGUUGCAGUAAUCCAGACGGGAGAUGACAAGUGCCUGGAUUAGGACCUGUGCCGCUUUCUGUGUAAGGUAGGGUCGUACCUGCAGGAUCGGGUCACCGCUUUGAUGUUAGCGGAGAACGACAGGGUGUUGUCCAGGGUCACGCCAAGGUUCUUUGCACUCUGAGAGGAGGACACAAUGGAGUUGUCAACCGUGAUGGCGAGAUCAUGGAGCAGGCAGUCCUUCCCCGGGAGGAAGAGCAGCUCCGUCUUGCCGAGGUUCAGCUUGAGGUGGUGAUCCGACAUCCACACUGAUAUGUCUGCCAGACAUGCAGAGAUGCGAUUCGCCACCUGGUUAUCAGAAGGGGGAAAGGAGAAAAUUAAUUGUGUGUCGUCUGCGUAGUAAUGAUAGGAGAGACCAUGUGAGGAUAUCACAGAGCCAAGUGACUUGGUGUAUAGAGAGAAUAGGAGAGGGCCUAGAACUGAGCCCUGGGGGACACCAGUGGUGAGAGCACGUGGUGCGGAGACAGAUUCUCACCACGCCACCUGGUAGGAGCGACCUGUCAGGUAGGACGCAAUCCAAGAGUGAGCAGCGCCGGAGAUGCCCAACUCGGAGAGGGUGGAGAGGAGGAUCUGAUGGUGGAGAGGAGGUCUAGCGUAUUGCCUGCCUUGUGAGUAGGGGGGGACGGUGAGAGGGUGUCAAAAGUGGAAAUGAGUGGAAAGAAGGAGGCAGAGAGAAAUUAGUCAAAGGCAGACGUAGGGAGGUUAAAGUCACCCAGAACUGUGAGGGGUGAGCCAUCCUCAGGAAAGGAACUUAUCAAGGCGUCAAGCUCAUUGAUGAACUCUCCAAGGGAACCUGGAGGGCGAUAAAUGACAAGGAUGUUAAGCUUGAAUGGGCUAGUGACUGUGACAGCAUGGAAUUCAAAUGAGGAGAUAGACAGAUGGGUCAGGGGAAAAAGAGAGAAUGUCCACUUGGGAGAGAUGAGGAUUCCUGUACCAACGCCGUGCUGACCAGAUGCUCUCGGGGUAUGCGAGAACACAUGGUUAGACGAGGAAAAAACAGUAGGAGUAGCAGUGUUUUCUGUGGUAAUCCAUGUUUCCGUCAGCGCCAAGAAGUCGAGGGACUGGAGGGUAGCAUAGGCUGAGAUGAACUCUGCCUUGUUGGCCGCAGAACGCCAGUUCCAGAGGCUGCCAGAGACCUGGAACUCCACGUGGGUCGUGCACGCAGGGACCACCAGAUUAGAGUGGCAACAGCCACGUGGUGUGAAGCGUUUGUAUGGCCUGUGCAGAGAGGAGAGAACAGGGAUAGACAGACACAUAGUUGACAGGCUACAGAAAAAGGCUACAAUAAUGCAAAGGAGAUCGGAAUGAAAUGAACUAAACAUCUGGGAAAGCGAGAGAGCGGGGCCUCACUUACGUUUCACUGAAACACUCAAAUAUAACUCUUCCAACUUCCACUUUAGAAAUUAUAAUUGUUGUAAACUACAGCUGUUCAAUGUUUACUAGGAAUAGACUCUAACUUAGUUUAUUCAGCUAACUUGGUACAGUAUUCUUCCGUGAAAACCGUCCAGGGCACCGAAUCCUAUGACGCCAAAGCCAACUAGCAUGCCAGCCUCCAAUAAAAUGGUUUAGCACCAAUACUUGGUUACAACAAACCACCAGUGUGUUAACACGCCAAGCAGAUAAUUCGUGUCCGUGUCUAACGUUGUGUAAAGUUUUGGGUUAGUUUUGACAGUUUGAGUGAGUACGUCGUCAACUUAUUCAGCCAGUUAGUUAGCUAGAAUAGUUAGCAUACUAGCUAGCCAUUGCUCUCUGCCAACGAGCUAACCCCUCCUCCCACGGCGCGAACACACAGAGAGCCAAGCUAACGUUAACUAGUCACCCAUGUCCCGAAUUCCCUUGAACGACUCUGGUUACCAUUAUGUAAAAAUAAAACAAAAGUAUAUGUAGGUUAUAACUUACCCUUUGUAGCUACUGUUAGCCAGUUAAGUGCAAAGCUAGCCACUGACUCGAUUCAGCCACAGUUGCUAAUAGUUACCAGUAGCUACCCGCUAGCUAGCUAGCUUUAUUGGUCCAGGUAGUGAGUUAGCUAGCCUCGUGCUUCACCGGGAUCAGCCGAAUACAAUACUUACCUACAAUAAUUACCUACAAUAACCUAGAUAAACUACCUACAAUACAUAACUACAAUACCUACCUACCUACAAUCUAAAUACAUGGUUUAAGCUUUAGUCGACACCAUAGAAGCCAAGCUUACCUCCCGCCAGAGAGAGACAAAACCUCACCUGACCCGACGCUGUCCCAUCUAUCAGUGGUUCUUCUGUAAGAUUUCAAUUUAGCCCUAUCCAUAUAGGACAAUUCCCACGAGUGUAAAGGGUUAAAUAAAAAAAGCGUAUUUAUUGUAAAAAGUAAAGCCAACACGUUUCGGAUUUUGGCCUUCUUCAGGGUUUUUAUUCUGAAAGGUUUUGAAGUGUCGGACAGGGCAUUCAAAUGAGCAUCGGAUUGAAUGCAAAGCUCUUAUUACAUAUUCUCUGUAACUCCCCCAGGACUUCAACAUCAAUAGUAUCUGCUCUUCUGCUAUCUGUACCUGUGGAACACCAGAGAUAUAUGAUUCCUUUUUAACCCACAGGUUGUUUGCCCUACCUCAGUGUUUCGUAAACCUCUCCUGGAGUACCUCAGCCAUUCCACUUACUUGAUGUAUUCCAGGACUAGCACAGCUGAUUCAAGUAAGGAAGGGCUUGGUGAUUAGUUCACCAGUGGAAUCAACUGUGCUAGUACUGCAUUACAUCAAGUAAGUGGAAUGGCUGGAGGUACUCCAGGAGAGGUUUGGGAAACACAGCCCUAUCUUAUUUCACUAUGCAAAAACCUCUUAACAUGUUUUUUUUGUAUGACCAGGGUCUGAAGCCAAAAGUGGUGGACUCGAGCAACAACCUGGUGACGCUGCCUGAGCUGGAGGCCUGGACGUGGUACUGUGUCAUGGUUCAGUCUCGCUACGACUACUACAACAAGACCAGCAGCUACACAGCACCCCAGUGCAUGCAGACAGAAGGUAAAGACUUUGAGAACGGUUUUGAAAUAGCAUGACGUGAGUGUGUGUGUAACCUACCUGUAUCAGUGUGAGUAAGUAUACUGUAUGAGUGUGUGUGUUUUUGCUUUACAGGAGUAUUUACACAUUAAUAUAGGCACUGUAAUGUAGUGUGAAGGACACUGUUAAGUGUGAUUGUGUCUUCAUCCACAGGUGACACCCUGUGCUGGCAGAUUUUCCUGGUCUCCCUGGUAGCGUGUAUCCUGCUGGUGCUGCUGCCCUACGCCUUCUUUAGGUUCUACAGAGUCCUCAAAAACACCUUGUACCCCUCCAUCCAGCUGCCUGCACACAUCCAGGAGGUAGGCUAUACAUGGGCUAGCGCACACACACAACCAUUUCAAAUCAAAUCAAAUGUUACUUGUCACAUACGCCGAAUACAACAGGUGUAGACUUUACCGUGAAAUUCUUAUUUACAAGCCCUUAACCAACAAUGCAGUUUUAAGAAAAUAGUUUAAAAAAUAUUUACUAAAUAAAAUAAAAUAAAAAAAGUAACACAAUAAAAUAACAAUAACGAGGCUAUAUGCAGGGGGUACCGGUACCAAGUCAAUGUGUGGGGGUACAGGUUAGUCAAGGUAAUUUAGGUAAUUUGUACAUGUACAGUGGCUUGCGAAAGUAUUCACCCCCCUUGGCAUUUUUCCUGUUUUGUUGCCUUACAACCUGAAAUUAAAAUUGAUUAUUUGGGGGUUUGUAUCAUUUGAUUUACACAACACGCCUACCACUUUGAAGAUGCAAAAUACUUUUUAUUGUGAAACAAACAAGAAAUAAGACAAAAAAAGAGAACUUGAGCGUGCAUAACUACUUUAUUUAACUAAUUAUGUGACUUCUGAAGGUAAUUGGUUGAACCAGAUCUUAUUUAGGAGUUUCAUAGCAAAGGGGGUGAAUACAUAUGCACGCACAUCUUUUCUGUAAAUUUUUUUAUAGAAUUUUUUUUCACUUCACCAAUUUGGACUACUUUGUAUGUCCAUUACAUGAAAUCCAAAUAAAAAUCCAUUUAAAUGACAGGUUGUAAUGCAACAAAAUUGGAAAAACGUCAAGGGGGUUGAAUACUUUUACAAGGCACUGGUGGUAGGGGUAAAGUGACUAUGCAUAGAUAAUAAACAGCGAGUAGCAGCAGGCCUCACAGUGGCUAGCAUGUACACAACAGUAAUAUCUAGGUGGUGUAACAUCACCCUAUCUGUGGGUGGGUGUGUGUCUCAGGGGGUGUUUCAAUAAAUUGAGUAAUCGUAUGCUGCGCCCUCUUCCCCCCCCCCCCCCCCCCCCCCAGUUUCUCUGUGACUCCUCAACCAGCUCUGAAAUGCCCAUCCUACUCACUCCUGAGUCGGAGCUGUGCUAUAAUAAUCUGAGCGUGUGCCCUGAGGUGGUGCUGCUGGAGAUCCACAUCCCUCCUCCCUUCACAGCUCCCCCCUCAGGGCUGGAGCAGGACAGCAGCAGGCAUAGCCGCCAGGGCAGUGAAGGUAGUGGGGACUCUGGGGUCUACUCCACAGAGGGAGGCUCCGCCCAGCAGGGUCGUAGUGGUCGGGGUGUGCCAAUCAGGAGAGACAAGGAAGUGGACUCCUGGCAGACGCUGGAGCAGGACAAGCUGGAGAUGGGGGGAGAGCCCGGAGACUAA